Fonsecaea erecta is the source of this 1485-nucleotide messenger RNA. RefSeq lists its product as hypothetical. Lineage: Eukaryota; Fungi; Ascomycota; Eurotiomycetes; Chaetothyriales; Herpotrichiellaceae. Bases 1 to 1485 code for a protein of 494 amino acids. The record is from RefSeq and is a predicted model, not a curated record. Gene Ontology annotation, molecular function: hydrolase activity, acting on carbon-nitrogen (but not peptide) bonds. The transcript has 2 exons.
AUGAAGACCAGAUCGACGUUGUUCAUUCACGCUACCAUCAUCACCGUCGACCCUCAAAAUACCAUAUGGCUGGAUGGUGCGGUGUGGGUUAACGCUGAGCGGAUCGUGGCUAUCGACAAAAGUGCAGAGUUACUGAGUCGAGUCCCUCCCGAGGUCAAGAUCGUCGACGUCUCGGGGCGCAUUGUCCUACCUGGUUUGAUCAAUACCCAUGCUCACCUGACUCAGUCCCUGCUGCGAGGGCUGGCCGAGAACGUGUCGUUGCAUUCCUGGCUGUGCGAUGCCAUCUGGCCUCUUGAGGCCAACUAUGAAGGGGAGGAUGGCUACGUGGCCGCCAGAUUGACCAUCGCUGAAAUGUUGAAGAGUGGCACGACCUGUUUUUUGGAAGCCAUGUUGACCCACCGGAGUGGGUUCGACAAUGUGGUUCGUGCCGUGGAGGAGAUGGGUAUAAGGGGUUGUUUGGCCAAACUCGUCAAGGUGGGAACACCUGGCAUGCUGGUAGAUGCACGCGACAAAGACCUCUCUGGCAUGUCCAUCGAAAGCGCCUUGGUCGCACACGACAGAUACGACGGGUCCUAUGGCGGACGGAUCCGCGUCUGGAUGGCUGCCAGCACCCCCAGAGGCUCAGAUGAAAGCUCCCACAAGGCCAUUGGGGACGCCUGUGCGCGACACGACAUUUCGCUGACCAUGCACUGUGCAGAAGCACCAGCAGAUCUUGGGAUUUAUCGCGACAGCUACCACUGUUCCCCGGUCGAGUUCUGCGAACGCACCAACAUGAUCGGCGGCGAGGGCGAGAGCCGGAAGACCGUACUGGCGCACAUGGUGAAUUUGGAUCUGGAAAGGGACUUGCCAAUUUUGCGGCGACAUCAACAACACGGCCAAUCCUCGCGAGACGAUGGCCAUAUGUGCCGUCCCUCGGUGUCGGUCGCUCACAACCCCAGCAGCAACUGCAAGCUUGCAUCGGGCAUUGCCCCCGUGCCAGAGUUGCUUGCUGCCGGGAUUAACGUCAGCCUGGGCACCGACGGGGCACCCUGUGCCAACACAUACGACAUGAUCCAGGAGAUGAGAACGGCGGCCCUGAUCCAGCGAGGCAGCCGGAAUGAUGCCUCGCUCAUGGAUGCGGAGCAAGUGAUCCGGAUGGCCACCAUCGACGGAGCCAGAGCGUUGGGUUUGGAAAAGGAAGUGGGAAGUCUGGAGGUGGGCAAAAAGGCAGACCUUGUCGUGCUCGACCCAUCGGGCCUACAGUGUUGUCCCUUUGACCGGGACCAGAUCCUGGGUGGCGGGGUUGAUCCUUUGACCACCGUCGUCUACUCUUGCACGGGAGCCAAUGUUCAGACCGUAGUGGUUGAUGGGCAGGUCCUGGUGGACGACGGCCGACUCGCCGUGGCAGAUGAAAGUCAGAUCAAGGAAGCCGCACGGAAAGCGGUCAGACAGAUCCAGGAGAAGUCGAGCAUAGCCAGGUUGACGCCAGAAAGGAAAUAUCGAUGA